AUGGCAACGGAUAACGUCUCCGCAGCUAUUGCUCCUACGUCGUCUAGAUAUGAUGCUGGACCGCAACGUUCUGGCAAACGCAAACAAGUGAAAAACGCCUGCGUCAACUGCCAGAAAUCGUGCAAAAAAUGUGAUGAAGCUCGACCUUGUCCUCGAUGCGUCAAACAUGGUAUUACGGAUACCUGCGUCGACUCGGUGCGAAAGCCCCGUAAACGUGGCAUCAAACGCGGCCCUUAUAAACGCCAAGCCAAGUCAGAAAAAGGUACACAGGGAGCCGGUGACAAGAAGCAAUCAGUCUCUCAGGCACAGACAAAGCAGAGUCCAGCUUCGGAACCCCAGCAGGAAGAUACGUUCAAUUUCAACGCUGGAUCUGUCCCAUUUGACAUUCCAAACCAUCUCAAUCAGUAUGGUCAGCAGUAUCAUACUUACGGUGGAUACAACGGCUGUUCCAAGGAUCAGAUCAUACCGCAAGCUUAUCUUCCCAUGUACCCGUCCAUGGCUUAUCCUAUGAUGGCAAACUCGUCGAAUGCAGGCUCCACUCGAGAUCGCAGUAUCUCGGGCGAUUCAGAAGCUCACCAUGAUUCGGAUAUUGUAUAUAAGGAGGAGCCCGCAUUUGCAGAAACCAAGCAAGAACCGACCUCGACGUCGCCAACCUUGGGUGGGAAUGAGAAUGCCGAAAAGGGUCCGGGUUCGGAUGAUGUGAAAAGCAUGGAGCCUCACAAACAGGAAGGAUGGGUCAAGCCACAACCCAUGACACCCGUUCCUAGUUCUUCCAAUUCGUCAAUGACCUCUUCCGCUGCUGAACCUCAUGAGGACCAGGAUACCAAUUAUUCUGGGCUUACUCAGUUGUGUUCUGUGGCUCUUCAUGGCCAACAACACGGUACAAAGUAG
Radiomyces spectabilis is the source of this 891-nucleotide messenger RNA. RefSeq lists its product as uncharacterized. Gene Ontology annotation, cellular component: nucleus. The transcript has 3 exons. NCBI's taxonomy places the organism in Eukaryota, Fungi, Mucoromycota, Mucoromycetes, Mucorales, Radiomycetaceae. The coding region runs from base 1 to 891 and encodes 296 amino acids. Gene Ontology annotation, biological process: cellular response to starvation; regulation of DNA-templated transcription. Gene Ontology annotation, molecular function: RNA polymerase II transcription regulatory region sequence-specific DNA binding; DNA-binding transcription factor activity, RNA polymerase II-specific; zinc ion binding. The record is from RefSeq and is a predicted model, not a curated record.